AUGCACAGCCUCACCGCUCAGCGCGGUCUGCUGGGCGCCCCCAAGCCCAGCGCCGCCGCAGCCGCAGCCGCCGCCGCCGCCACCACCACCACCACCACCACCACCACCACCACCACCGCAGCACCACCACGCCGCCACCACAAAGCGCUCAGGCAGCAGGCCCGCAAAAAGGACGGCGUCCUCCGCCGCGCAAUCGAGCUCUACCACCUCACGCCAAAGUUCCUCCCCACCCCGGACCCUCUGCGCCCGCUCUCGUCGUCCUCGAAUCUGUCCUCGGCGGCGGGCGAGUCGGCGGCGCCACCCUCGCAGAAGGAGUACGACGCGACGCUCGACGCCAUCCUCUUUGAGACGGUGCUCGACACGGCCGCCGUGCGGCGCACCUCGUUCAACAUCUCGCCCCGCGGCCUGGGAGACUACCACCGCGACCUCUCGAGCCAGGCCGCGCGGGUGCCCUCGUUUGGGAGCAGCAACGACCCGGCGGCCCAGAGCCAGCGCGACACCGAGGAGCUGGCCGACCAGCUCACCCAGGACACGUUCCUCACCAAGCGCGAGCGCGACGAGGCCGCCGCCCGCCAGGCCGCCCGCAGAGAGCGCGGCAACGUCCGCAACCCCGCGCCCCAGGGCAACCCGGCCGCCACCCUCGAGGACUUCACCGACGAGGACCUCGAAAUCUACCGCAGGAGGCACGACCUCGACAGCGCCACGGCCAGCUCCAGGUACUCGGGCGCGCAGCGCAUCGUCGACCUCGUCCGCAACGUGCCCGGCUCCAACGAGUGGUACAAGAACCAGGCCCUCGACACCCGCUCCGCCAGGCUGCGCGACGCCAUCUUUGGCACCGUCAAUGGCGAGCUUCCCGGCCUAGAGGUUGUCAGGGAGAGGGCGCAGCGGCUGCACCAACAGCAGCAGCAGCCCCAGCAGCAGGCGCAGCAGUCUUCAAAGCAGCAGCAGCAGGCAAAGCAACCGAAGCAGCAGCAGCAGCAGCAGCAGCAGCAGCAGCAGCAGCAGGCGAAACAGUCCAAGCAGCAGCAGCAGCAGCAGCCUGCAGCGAAGCAGAAGCAGCAGCAGAAGCCGGCUCCGACCAACGUCAAGGCGAGCGCAUAA
Messenger RNA from Pseudozyma flocculosa PF-1, 1101 nucleotides. RefSeq lists its product as uncharacterized. Gene Ontology annotation, biological process: regulation of transcription by RNA polymerase II. Gene Ontology annotation, molecular function: transcription cis-regulatory region binding. NCBI's taxonomy places the organism in Eukaryota, Fungi, Basidiomycota, Ustilaginomycetes, Ustilaginales, Ustilaginaceae. The coding region runs from base 1 to 1101 and encodes 366 amino acids. The transcript has 2 exons. The record is from RefSeq and is a predicted model, not a curated record. Gene Ontology annotation, cellular component: nucleus.